This is a messenger RNA of Alternaria ethzedia, 687 nucleotides long. RefSeq lists its product as uncharacterized. Bases 1 to 687 code for a protein of 228 amino acids. Gene Ontology annotation, cellular component: cell wall. The record is from RefSeq and is a predicted model, not a curated record. NCBI's taxonomy places the organism in Eukaryota, Fungi, Ascomycota, Dothideomycetes, Pleosporales, Pleosporaceae. The transcript has 2 exons. Gene Ontology annotation, molecular function: manganese ion binding.
AUGUUCACCAAGACCAUCCUCCUCUUCACCUCCCUCCUCCCCUCCCUCAUCACCGCAGCGGACACCAAAUCCUCCACCGUCAACCCCGAACUAAACGCCGCCCUCCGCAUGGCCGCCACAAACUUCGACCGCAAUGCUCUUCUCCCUGCCGAUGAAGACUGGUACUUCGACUUCGACUCCAGCAAAGACUACGACUCGCCCACCGGCGCUGUCAUCAACGCGAAUGCUGCUAGCUUCCCUGCUCUCACUGGCCUCGGCUCCAGCAUGGCUCUUCUCAAGCUCGCUCCUUGUGGCAUGCUGCCACCGCAUCUGCAUCCCAGGGCUACCAACUUGGUCACUGCUAUCACGGGCAACACGACAACUUACAUGAUUGGCGAGAAUGGUGUCAAGACACGCAAGGUGGAUAUGAUCCCCAUGCGUGUUACUAUCUUCCCGCAGGGAAGUCUGCACAUGAUGCAGAACAAUGACUGCGAACCCGCCCUCCUCCUCAGCGCCCUCAACAGCGACGACAGCGGCACCCUCAACAUCCUGCCCAGCCUCUGGUCCGUCCCUCAAGACGUCAUCAGCGCUGGCUUCGGCGACGCGUCCUUCAACCCCGCCAGCAUCGGCGAAAUGAUCCCUGAAGUGGGCACUGGAGCUAUUAUCGGAUCCGCGGAGUGCAAGAAGAAGUGCAAUAUCCAGAUGUAA